UAGUUUUCAUUUCAAACAUUUUUAUAUGUUUAAAGACCAGAGUAAAAUAGUUAUGAUUUUGAUUUGGACAACUACAUAUUGCGAGAAAAUAUAAUUGAUAAAUAUGAUAAUAGCGUGUAAUAAGGACUUUAUCACUGCGGAUAUCAUAUCUAUAUAUAGUAAAUUAACAGUCCAUAGUCUAUCACUGUAGUAUAUACAUGAUUGGUAUAUUAUCUUCACUCAAUAUUAUUGUCACCAAAAUCAAACACGUCAAUCAUCAAUGGCUACCGUGUUCAGUAGAACAAUUUUAACAUGGAUAACAUUCGGACUUGUAACCAGGGUGCAUAGCGUACCACCCUUGCCCACAUGGCCAUCUGUUUACAAGUCAUGCGUUAACGUACAGAGCCCACGUGAGUUUAUCAAGGCUGGUUGGUAUGUUGACCAGGAUUCCAGACAUAUGAGACUUGACAGUUAUGGUGUACCAAAAGGUUUAAAUCAAAGUGAAGCUGAGUUAUUACAGCAGUAUAUCAAUCAAGUAGAAGACUUUAACUACGCGUGUUCGCAGUACGGGCCUCCUCUCUAUAUAUUUAUAUACUUGUAUGAUAUCGGCAAGAUGCUGAACCUGUUCCCCUCUCCAGAGCCUCCCUUCCGGUCGUGUACAGUCACCACAAUUUACAACAAGUUCCCUAACAGUCCACUAUAUCCGGAUCUAGAGUUUAUAGAAGAAGCACAUGAUAAUUUUACAACUUAUAAUCACUGGAGAUCUGAAUUCUUUCUCUUCACAUUAGAUUAUUACUUCCAUGCCACGAAUGAUUUACCUUAUAAGCUGUUGGUACAAGAAGAGGAAAAUGUUUUUAUAUCAUUUGAAGAGGGCAAACUCGAAAAAGGAACAUUUCUUCCGCCCGCUGGCGUAAUAUGCAAAUAGAAACGAAAAGAGCAUUAGUGCGACGAUAUGAAAAUACUGAUUGACACGAUAUUAUGCUAUCAAAAGCAUGCAAUUGAGAUUACGUUAUUCAUCUGUAUUAACAUGGGAACAAUUUUGGAAUAAAACGUUUUGGUGACAUUU
This is a messenger RNA of Ruditapes philippinarum (Manila clam), 1045 nucleotides long. RefSeq lists its product as uncharacterized. Lineage: Eukaryota; Metazoa; Mollusca; Bivalvia; Venerida; Veneridae. The record is from RefSeq and is a predicted model, not a curated record.